Nannospalax galili (Upper Galilee mountains blind mole rat) is the source of this 4174-nucleotide messenger RNA. It is a transcript of the gene Angel1, whose product is annotated as angel homolog 1. Gene Ontology annotation, molecular function: 3'-5'-RNA exonuclease activity. The transcript is spliced from 11 exons. Lineage: Eukaryota; Metazoa; Chordata; Mammalia; Rodentia; Spalacidae. The record is from RefSeq and is a predicted model, not a curated record. Bases 519 to 2381 code for a protein of 620 amino acids.
AGAGUGUAGGGCGUCCGGCUGGGCUGAGGGCGGCGCGGGCGGGCGACCGGCCAUGAUAGCGUCGUGCCUGUGUUACCUGCUGCUGCCGGCCGCGCGCCUCUUCCGCGCCCUUUCAGGUACCGGCCCCGCGUCCUGACCGGCGGGAGCCGGGGCUGCCCCUGCUAGGCUCCGCGGGGCCUGGGGCGGUGUGUGGAGCGCCGGACCUCCACGGUCGUCUGCAGGUGGCAAAGGUGUGAGGCAGCGCUUGACCUCGGCCCACGGGCCGUUCCGGCCCCACUAGGCCGGGACUGGCCGGCGACUCUCGAGGGCAGCCCCUCCUCACGUGUCUCCACUACACUGCCAGCUUCAGAGCGGGGGUCAGGUCCAUGUCCAUGUCCACUUUGCUGUAUCUCGUGUUACCACUGUGUCUGCAGGUGGUAGUGGAUCUCCAGUGAACUCAAGAAGAUGCUUUCUUUACAUGUCGAAAAAAUGCCCUUCUGGCGAAGAGCUCGUCCCCCCAGGUAGAGGGUAACUUUGCCAUGGCCCCUUGGGGCCCUGACCAAGAGGAGUGUGAGGGCCUGCUGCAGCAGUGGCAAGAAGAAGGGUCGAACCAGGCACUCUCAACUGUGAGUGACGGUCCCCUUGCAGAUAAGGGACUAGCUGAGAGCAGCCUGGCACUCCUGAUGGAUAAUUCUGGAGAACAGAAUGUUGCUUCGGAGGACAAGUGGUCCAGCAGGCAGCUGAGUGACCUGCGGGCAGCAGAGAACCUGGACCAGCCAUUCCCUGAGGUGCUAGGAGAGGAGCCACUGGCUGAGGUCGAUGGUCCCUUGUGGGCAGCUGUCCCGGUGCAGGCAGGGCCCCAGUACACAGACUGUGCUGUUCUCCCAAUGGGCACAAUGGCUGCGGAUCAGUGGGAAGAGGACCCUGCGAUGGUGGCCUGGGGCAUAGCACCAGAGCCUAUGCCCCAGGAAGAGACUUCCAUGUGGCCCUUUGAAGGCCUGGAGCAGUUGCAGCCUUCCCCACUGGAAAUACCCUAUCAUGAAAUCUUGUGGCGAGAAUGGGAAGAUUUCUCCACCCAGCCAGAUGCACAGGGUCUGGAGGCAGGGGAUGGCCCUCAGUUCCAGUUCACGCUGAUGUCCUAUAACAUUCUGGCCCAGGAUUUGAUGCAGCAGAGCUCAGAGCUCUAUCUGCAUUGCCAUCCCGACAUCCUCAACUGGAAUUAUCGCUUCGCCAACCUCAUGCAGGAAUUCCAGCACUGGGAUCCUGAUAUCCUGUGUCUCCAGGAAGUCCAGGAAGACCAUUACUGGGAGCAGCUGGAGCCCUCUCUGCAGAUGAUGGGCUUUACCUGUUUCUAUAAGAGGAGAACUGGGUGUAAAACGGAUGGCUGCGCUGUCUGCUACAAGCCCACCAGAUUCCGUCUUCUCUGUGCCAGCCCUGUGGAGUAUUUCCGGCCUGGGUUGGAGCUCCUCAAUCGGGACAAUGUGGGCUUAGUAUUGCUGCUGCAGCCACUAGUCCCAGAAGGCCUGGGGCAAGUCUCAGUUGCUCCCCUGUGCGUGGCAAAUACCCAUGUGCUAUACAAUCCACGCAGGGGUGACAUCAAGCUGGCUCAGAUGGCCAUUCUUCUGGCUGAAGUGGACAAGGUGGCCAGGUUGUCAGAUGGCAGCCACUGCCCUAUCAUCUUGUGUGGGGACCUGAAUUCUGUCCCUGAUUCACCUCUCUACAACUUCAUCAGGGAUGGAGAGCUCCAGUACAAUGGGAUGCCAGCCUGGAAGGUGUCUGGACAGGAAGACUUCUCUCAUCAGCUUUACCAGAGGAAGCUGCAGGCCCCACUGUGGCCCAGCUCCCUGGGCAUCACUGAUUGCUGUCAGUAUGUCACCUGUGAUCCCAAGCGAUCAGAGAGACGUAAGUAUGGUAGAGACUUCCUGCUACGUUUCCGCUUCUGCAAUAUCGCUUGUCAGCGACCAGUAGGACUGGUUCUCAUGGAAGGAGUAACAGACACUAAGCCAGAUCGACCUGCUGGUUGGGCCGAGUAUAUCCUUGAGGAAGACACAUCUGAGCUUGAGCCUGCCUUCCCCAGGACUAUAGGCACCAUCCAGCACUGCCUCCACCUGACCUCAGUAUAUACUCAUUUCCUGCCCCAGCAUGGCCAGCCAGAGGUCACCACGAUGCCGUUAGGUCUUGGCACGACAGUGGAUUACAUCUUUUUCUCAGCUGAAUCCUGUGAGAAUGAAAACAGAACUGAUCAUAGGCUGGAUCGAGAUAGAACUCUCAAGCUCCUGGGCCGCCUCUCCCUCCUCUCUGAAGAGAUUCUCUGGGCUGCCAACGGCUUACCCAACCCCUUCUGCUCUUCAGACCAUCUCUGCCUAGUAGCCAGUUUUGGCAUGGAAGUCACUGCCCCGUGAAGCUUCUCUUCUGGAAGAGUGGACUGGAUCGACGACUGCAAAUGCCCCAUGCUGUGGAAACUUAUGUCCCUGCCCUGCCCCUUGUUCCCUUCUGCCCGUGGUUAGACUUUGUCCAGACCUUAUCCACGUUCUCUGCCUGUGGCCCCUGCUCUACCCCAACCUCUUCCUAAUCCUGUGCUACAUGCUUGGUGGCCCUGGAAGAGGCAGAAAGGGUCUUCCCUCCCUUCCAUGUACCCAGCACCCACCUCGAUUUUUAAUGACCAGGGUUGUGGGAGCUAUUGAUCUCAUUGGUUAUUUGCUUUCAGGCCAUUUCUUGGUAUACCUUCUGACCCAGCCUUCUCCUUCCCUUCAUGACCUCUGGGCCAAGGAGCCCUUUGGCUAGGCAUGCACAUGAGAGGUGUUUGUAGUGCUUCCUCUUCUUGGGAUGGGACUACCCAGCACAGCCAGAUCUUCCUCUGCCUAGCCCACAUGCCACAGUGAGGUCCUGGGCUUGGGGCAGGUUGACAGCAUGACCCGGAAGCUGUGUGCUGCCAGAAGGCCGCAGGUGUGGGGGUCCUUUCUCCCUUUACCCUCUGGGUUUCAUUAGUCAGUUAUCCUGGCAGCCAGAGCACACUUGUUAUCUGGGCCCACAACCUGGAGCAGCAGUUUGAGGAUGCACUAUACCCAAGAACUCCUCCCAAACCUAGAUGAUUUGGGCAGAGCUGCCCUGAGGAAAGUAGAAGUUUGAAGCCUUGUGUUGGGAUUCAGUAGGCUGGCAUGGUGUGACUUUGAAAACAUUUUAAGGAUAAGGAGAAAGAGCCUUCAGGAAACCUGUAUCACUGGAUUCUACAAAACUGGGCAAGAGUGGGAGUCCCAGUAGGAAAGAGCAGGGGCUCCAUCGUUGCCUCAGCCUGGACUAGAGUCCCAUGGGACUCAUUCUGUGACCUCUACACACCUAAAAACAUUUUUAUUUCUCUCCUCACAUCACUUUUUACUUUUUUCUGCCUCCUGCCUUUCCUGUUCCCUUCCAUUUUCUCUCUAAAAAAGCCUGCUGUUUAGCUCAGUACUAAACCCUCUCAGCAGAAGGGUGACUUUGGAUGAAACAGGUCUAAGAACUCAGGGUGGCAAUGCUAAAGAUUUGCUCCGCCCAGAAAGACCUCACACUCCUUCCCUUCCAGAUCUCCUGGCCCACACAGGGCCCUUGUAGCCCAGACCAUGUCACCUGCAUGCUGGGGUGUGGCCUAGAGUGUCCUUGGGGCCAGAUCCUCCUCUUAUCAUUAAUUCAGAGUGGAUGCUGGCCCUUGUUGGUUUGCCUGUACCAUCUCCACAGUAGAUGAGGUAAUAGCCAGGAGGGUCAGCCAGAUAUGGUGGACCAGAGGUUACUGUUCUUUCCUUUAUAUGAAAGCCAAAGACCCAGCUGAAACCCAUUGCUGGUUGUCAGCUUCUUUUCCUACGAAUGUCUAUUUUUAAACUUUGUUUUCUAGGUACAGACAUGUGCCUGUCUGAGCCCCAGGCCUGUCUGUCCACAGCCUCUGUUCACUGUCUCUCUCUGGGUACCUGCUGGUAUGGUCUCAAGACAGUGCCCUCUUGGUUCCCAGGAUGAGGGCCCAUCAUUGUUCUGCCAGGAAAUGCAGGUUCAGACUGCUAAAGAUGGCAGAGGGCCAGAGCGUGACAGUUUAUCUUUUUCUUGUUUUCUUAUUUGUUUUAGAAAUAAAGUGUGGGGAUUUAAAUGGUAUUUAAACUGCACUUCGCAGCCGGCAGAACCGAGCAACAUUUUUUUCAAAUAAAGGCUUACUCUACAUCCCCUGCCCCCA